AUGGAAGUGGAAUGUCAGGAAACUCAGGAUUGCAGACAGAUACAGGUUGUGGUAAGAUCGAAAGGAGGUUUGAUCGAACUUGAUGGGACAAUGGAAGCAGCAAAAACCGAAAAGAUCCAGGAAAAAUUCAAUAAUGAUAUCCAUAAGCAAGAUAUUUUGGUUGCAAGUGGCGAGUGUGAUGGUGCAGAAAUAUUUUCAGAAAUGAAUGAAUCUCAUGUGGCAGCAUCAUCGUUUGUUUAUAAUAACAAGCUUUUUGUAAUUAAGGGAACAUUCACUGAGACAAUCGAGACAUUAGAUCUCAAUGAACUAGCUUUGAAAUGGAUUGAAUUUUCUGACGAAUUUCCUGAUCGCGUCAUGGAUGCAAAAUUUGUGACCCAAACUUGCAGGCAUUUUGAGGUCCUUCCUUACACUGCUAUAAGUUAA
Paramuricea clavata is the source of this 423-nucleotide messenger RNA. NCBI's taxonomy places the organism in Eukaryota, Metazoa, Cnidaria, Anthozoa, Malacalcyonacea, Plexauridae. The record is from the annotation of a GenBank genome assembly.